GUGUAUCUGAUGAAGCAGCAGACGAAUGGAUCAAGCGGUCAAGGUCUUUGGAGUUUAAUUUCGUCGAGACAGCGUCUUGGAACAAGUGUGGCCGACCAAAGAAUGCCUUUGCUGUUCACAGCGAUGGCGGAGCCGUCUGUGUCCGAUACAGAUCUCCAAAUGACCGUCUGCUGCAAGGAGAAGUGAUGUCCUACUGGCUUGCCCGGCUCCUGGGACUAGAUAACGUCCCUCCUGCCCACCUGUCUAUAACAGGCUCGUCUCAAUGGGAGAAACUGCUGCAUUGGUUCCCAGAGCUGGGAUGGACCAAGGGAAAUCUUGUAGCCAUAAUCAUGUGGAUAGAGGAAAUCGACUCACGACCUGA
Messenger RNA from Candidula unifasciata, 361 nucleotides. NCBI's taxonomy places the organism in Eukaryota, Metazoa, Mollusca, Gastropoda, Stylommatophora, Geomitridae. The record is from the annotation of a GenBank genome assembly.